AUAAUCCCUAUCAAUAUGCAGGAUAACCGGGUUUUUUGAGAUGAGUUGGUAGUACUAAGAACUGAAGUUUUUUGUCAACCAGCUGCUCUUAUUGUUAUAAAUUGUCAAGCGAAAUAUGGCUCUGCGUGUCUUGGAUAUGGCUUUACGCCGUCAACUAGCAGCUCAAGUGGUUCGCUGUCCACAAAUUGGCAGUGUUGCUUCCGUGCAUACUUUAGACAAGAUUGGUAAACGUGAAAUUGUUGGUUACGGCUGGAACGGCACUGCUUGUUAUUAUGAUCGUGCCGAUUAUCCAAUGCCUGCCGUACGUUUUCGUGAACCGACCAAUGAAAUUAAUAAUUUGCGUCAGAAGGAGAAAGGUGAUUGGAAAAAAAUGAGUAUAGAUGAAAAGAAAGCUUUAUAUCGAGCCAGUUUCUGUCAGACAUUCGCUGAAAUACAGGCGCCUACCGGUGAAUUCAAGCAACAUUUUGGCGUCGGCUUGCUUUUCACUGCUAUGGCUAUUUGGGUAGCCAUCUUCAUGAAUUUGUUCGUGUACGAUGAAAUGCCCGUCACCUUCGAUGAGGAACACAAAAAGGCUCAAUUGAAACGUAUGAUUGACUUGGAAAUGAAUCCAGUGACUGGGUUAGCCUCCAAGUGGGAUUAUCAAAAUAAUAGGUGGAAGUAAAUGUUGCGGUUACAAUGCGCCUUUCACACCAAAAACAUACCUAACCCUUCUCCAAAUUAACCAUAGUUUCUCGCACAUCUAUACGCAAUCUAAGUCUUUUUAUCUUUUAAUUGUUAAUAUCUUAUGUGCGUUUUUGUGCGUAAAAGCGAUUUGAGGCCUCUUAAUGUAAGCUAUUAAGAUCUAAAGUUUGUCUAUUUAGUAGUAAAUAUUUAAAGUUAAUUAUGGAUAAGAGGCAAAACGAGAAAAUAAGUAAAAAGAUUUACAAUAAUA
Messenger RNA from Glossina fuscipes, 931 nucleotides. RefSeq names its product cytochrome c oxidase subunit 4 isoform 1, mitochondrial (gene COX4). The transcript has 3 exons. The coding region runs from base 116 to 661 and encodes 181 amino acids. The record is from RefSeq and is a predicted model, not a curated record. Gene Ontology annotation, biological process: mitochondrial electron transport, cytochrome c to oxygen. NCBI's taxonomy places the organism in Eukaryota, Metazoa, Arthropoda, Insecta, Diptera, Glossinidae.